AUGGACGGCAGCAGCAGCAGGAGGAAGAAGGACGCGGCCAAAGUGCACCACCCCGACAAGGACAAGGACAAGGAUGAGGAGGUCGAAGAUGAAGAGGAGAUGAGCAGGGAGGAGAUGUUGGCGCAACUACGAGAAACGCGCCACCUCGAUGUCAGCAAGCGAGAGCUGGCAAGCAAGAACUUGCCGCCUGAGUUGGCCUACAUGAUCAACCUCGAGAUGCUCUCCAUGGCCCAGAACGAACUCACCGAGCUGCCCAAAAGCUUUGGCAAGUUGAGCAAGUUGGUCGCGCUCAACCUCAACACCAACCUCUUUGCCGAAGUCCCCAAGGUAUUGGGUAAGCUGCCGGCACUGUCGAUCCUGGACAUGCGCAACAAUCGCGUCACGGAGAUCAGUCCCGGUACGCUGAAGAAGAUGACUGCCCUCACCAAGCUCAUGUUGCGUUACAACCGCAUCGUGGCGCUCCCGGCCGAGGUGGGCCACCUCAAGAACCUCCAGCUCCUCAGCAUCCGCAACAACCACCUCAUCUCCGUCCCUCCCGAGCUCAACCAGCUCGAGAAGCUGCAGGUGUUUGAUGCGCGCGGCAACCAGCUCCGGAGCAUCCCCCCUCUCGGCGGUCUCCGGUCUCUGCUGGAGCUGGACCUGCAACACAACAACCUCUCCUGUCUGCCGUCCGAGCUGUCGCACCUGUCUUCGCUUACCCGCCUGUCCCUGGGCUUCAACAACUUCUCAGAGUUCCCCCUCGAGGCGGUGGGCAUGAGCUCCCUCGCCGAGCUCGACCUCGAGGCCAACUGUAUCUCAGUCGUACCGCCGGACAUCAAGCACAUGACCGCCUUGCGCACCCUCUACCUGUCCAGCAACAAGAUCAAGAGUCUGCCGAGCGAGAUAGGGCGGCUCUCGAGUCUCGAGAAGCUGUCCCUCAAUCACAACCAACUCCGCACCCUCGACGAGUUGAAGAAGCUCGUGGAUCUGGACCUCGAGAACAACCCCCUCGAGUGGGACAAAGACCCGGCCAAGGGCGCCGAGGCUGUUCGGGCGCUGAGCUUCGUCCCCAACCUCAAACUCUCGGCGCACAAAACCGACCCGGCCGCCGCCACCCGCAAAGGAGGGGCGGGUGGUCCCACGGGGGAGGGCUCUGGCCACCGGUCCCUCUUCACGGAAGGCGGGCUCAUGUCCAUGUUCCACGAGCACGCCACCACCACCAGCGGCGGCGGCGGCGGCGGCGGCAACCACGAACGCGAAGAAGAGGAGCAGCAGCAGUCGGAAGAGGGUAACGGGUCGCGGACCGGGAAGGCCAAGGCCAAGACGCCCCGGGAGCCGCGGGGUGGGCUGAUCCGCGACUUUUUCGCGCUCGAGGACCUCAACAAGCCCGGCCUGCAGAAGGCCAAGAAGGAGCCCCUGCAGCAGGAGGACGCGCACUGUUGCCACCAUCCGUUCUUUGACGAGAACGACAUUGCCCUGUUCUGCGAGCUCAAGCAGCAGCUGAAGGCCCACAAAAAGGAGAGCAAAAAGUCCUCGCGCCCCACUGACCUGCACAAGAUGCUUCACUUGGCCUAUCUCAAGGCCGAUGACCAGAUGCGCCAGUUCCAGUACGAGGGCUGCACGGCCACGGCGGUCGUCGUGUGGCAGGUGGGCAACGAGCGGUACCUCCAGUGCGCCAACGUGGGCGAUUCUGCGGCUUACCUCUACCGCGCGGGGGAGCCCGUGUGUUUGAUCCGGGAGCACAAGCUCACCAACGAAUUCGAGCGGGGCCGAAUCAUCUCCUCCGGCGUUUGGCUCACCGACGGACAGACGCGCAUCGCAGGGAUCGGGGUCACAAGAGUGCUGGGCGAUCAUUUCGCAAAGGACACCAACAGCGGGAUGUUGGGUGCGCCCGAUUCGUCGCCUGCCUACCUGCUCACGCCACACGACACCCACCUCAUUGUGGCCAGCGACGGCCUGUGGGACGUGAUGUCGCCGGCUACGGCAGGCGACCUCGUGGCCAAGGAGGAGACGGCCGAGGCGGGAGCCAAGGUGCUGAUGAAGCGCGCGCUGGCAUCGGCCAAGUGUAAAGAUAACGUCACCAUCGUCGUGGUCCGUUUGUGA
Messenger RNA from Acanthamoeba castellanii str. Neff, 2082 nucleotides. RefSeq names its product protein phosphatase 2C domain containing protein. The transcript is spliced from 20 exons. The record is from RefSeq and is a predicted model, not a curated record. Gene Ontology annotation, molecular function: protein binding. Lineage: Eukaryota; Discosea; Longamoebia; Acanthamoebidae. Bases 1 to 2082 code for a protein of 693 amino acids.